Messenger RNA from Aspergillus steynii IBT 23096, 1168 nucleotides. RefSeq lists its product as uncharacterized. Lineage: Eukaryota; Fungi; Ascomycota; Eurotiomycetes; Eurotiales; Aspergillaceae. The transcript is spliced from 2 exons. The coding region runs from base 215 to 910 and encodes 231 amino acids. The record is from RefSeq and is a predicted model, not a curated record.
UCCGGUGCAACCCUGCUGCCUGGGUUCUCUACGACCAGUUUGUCUCAGCAAUUAAUUCCCUAGUCCUCCUCCGUAGAUGAAUCCGGCUAGCACGGAGUCCAGACAGCACAGAUGGAUUCCGAUGUCCAUAUAUCCUGCCCUACCCACAUCCGUUCGAGCCAAGAAAGCUUUUUUCUUCAGCCUUACCUGACCCCCGUCCUGCCCACUCACCACCAUGAACCUGUCCCGCGAUCGCCCGCUCCCUUCCGUUCACCACCUCCCACGGAUAUACUCGCCUUCGCCUUCGCUUUCUUCGCUCUCGGUCUCAGACUCAUAUCAAUCCCACUCGCCUAGUCAGAGUCCACCUUCUUUCGCUCCCUCGCCACCUCACCACCACCAUCCGGGCUCCGACUCCCCGCGAACAGAAGAAUACAAAACGAGUCUCGAACAAGCGAAACUCGACCGCCGACGUCAGGAAUACGCCCUCCUCCGCGAUGCCCUGAGACGAGGGAUCCCCUACUCCGCGAUCCCAGGGCUCCUCGCCUCGCGGGACUCCUCCGUCCGAAAGGGGACAGGACAUGGUGACUACAGCCUCGGAGGGCACCAUCAGCAUCAUCCACAGGGCCAUAUCCCUGGCUCCUGGCCAGGGUCAGGGUCCGAUUCACCCGGACUGAGCGUCUACGGCCACGCGCCUGGGACAGGGCACGGACAAGCCGGUGUGAUAUACUACAUCCCAACCCCCCCAGGCCCGAAUCCAAAUCCAAUGCCCCAGCCGGGGCAACGACGCCUCGAUCUCGACGACAGCUUUCUCCAUCGUGCGUACAAGCGCCGGAGACCGUGGACUGGCUCGGCUCGGGCUCGUUCCGCGCAGGGAGGCGACCGCAAGCAGCGGAUUACCUUUCAUCAUUAUGUUCCGGGGGUGAGUAAAUAAGUACAUAUACAUACCACGCCUUAGUGGGUGGGGAUGCAUUUGGUUGGGAGUUCGGUUUUGGGGUUUAUGUUCAUUUGGGUGUUCAGGGGACUGGGAUUCUAUAUCUUUUGGUUUAUGGUGUUUUUCGAUCGGAAUUGUCGUUUUGCGUGUGGUUCUUUUGGCCCUUUCUGUUCUGUUCUGUUCUGUUCUGUUCUGUUCUUGGGCGAUUGCACUGGGAGUUUCUGUCUUCGAUGAUUUUAAUUGACUAGGCCAAACUGG